Molecule: messenger RNA, 894 nt
Organism: Aureobasidium uvarum
Lineage: Eukaryota; Fungi; Ascomycota; Dothideomycetes; Dothideales; Saccotheciaceae
Source: the annotation of a GenBank genome assembly
AUGUCAGACACCGGUUUCCCCGAAGCCCCUACUGAGGGUUUCGGCCAAGUCCCCGCUGCCUCGGCCGCUGGUCCUAGCCCUGAGGAUGUCACUGCCCUUCGUACUCAUGGCUGGACUGAGAACGAGAAGCUCGACUACGAUGCCUACAACGCCGCUCCUACAGACAUCACUCCCACUUGGGCCACCACUGCUCAAGUCUACGAGUGGAAUGGCGAAGAGGGUGACGUUAGUCCUCCCGACGCUGAGCUGGAACAGCAGCUCUUUGGUGAGCGCCACAGGGCCGGAACCUCCCUCGAUCACAUCAUGGACUUCAUUGCCAACGUCGAAGGCCCCAGACAGUUCAAUCCCAUCGGUGGCGUUCUGGCCAAUGUCCAGCUCUGCGGCUACGAGAAGAUUACCGUCAUUCAGGCCUACUGUGUGCCUAUCAUUCUCGCCGGUCACGAUCUCGUUGCUGUCGCCCAGACUGGCUCCGGAAAGACCGCCGCUUACCUAGUUCCUAUCAUCUCCAAGUUGAUGGGUAAGGUCCGCAAGCUUCAGGGACCUCGUACCGUCGCUGGCAGCCGCGUUCGCGCCGAGCCUUUGGUUGUCAUCGUUGUCCCUACCCGCGAGCUCGCUCAACAGAUCUUUGAUGAGGCUCGUCGCUUGUGUUACCGUUCCAUGCUGCGCCCUGUUUGCGCUUACGGCGGUAUCCUCAUGGGAAUCAAUCUUCAGGAGCUUGGAAAGGGUUGCGAUCUGCUCAUUGGUACUGCUGGUCGUCUCAACGACCUGAUGAACAAGCCCGAUAUCCUCUCGAUGAGACGUGUCAAAUUCACCGUCAUUGACGAGGCCGAUGAGAUGCUCACUCCUGAUUGGGAAGAUGAGAUGGCCAAGAUCAUGGGUGGCGGUGGUAAGUGA